CUGGGUAGAUGCAGCCUUGCUUACGAUCAGCCCAUCGAGGUCGCUCGAGCAUCGAAACUGCAUUGCUUAAUUGCUGCUUUUCUGUGCUGCGGAAGCACUCCGCAUUUGCUUACUGUACUCACGUCUCCUUCGACUUAACAUAUAAACUAGGCGCUGGACUCUGAAGCAGCACAUCGCAAAUCAUUUAAUUGAAUAGCACCUAUCAUGGCCUCAAGCGGCACAGCAACGCACAAGUUCAACCCUCACUUUACCCAGACGGUUAUCAAUGCCACGGGUCCCAAUGUCUCCCCGCGACUCCGCAAAAUCACAACCAGCUUCAUCCAGCACCUGCAUGACUUUGCGCGGGAGAAUGAAAUCACCGUAGAUGAAUGGAUGGCUGGCCUUGAGCUUAUGAACGAAGCAGGACGCAUGUCCAACGAUCGCCGCAAUGAAGGCCAACUCCUCUGCGACAUCUUCGGGCUGGAAUCGCUCGUCGACGAAAUCACAUACAAACUUGCGUCAGACGCGAAGGAUGAGCCUACCGCAACCGCCAUCCUGGGUCCGUUUUGGCGGAAAGACGCGCCCAUGAAGAAAAUGGGAGACACGAUUGUCUCGGGUAUUGAAUCUACGGACCGGACGUGGAUGCACGGAAUUGUCACCGACUUCACAACUGGCAAGCCAGUUGAAGGUGCAGUGCUAGAUGUCUGGCAUACAGCGCCGAAUGGGCUCUACGAGCAGCAGGACCCGAAUCAACCGGAUAUGAAUUUGCGGGGGAGGUUUACGACCGGGAAGGAUGGGAAGUAUAAUUUCUACUGUUUGAGGCCGGUUCCGUAUCCCAUUCCAUUUGAUGGGCCAGCGGGUAGGGUAAUCCAGGCGUUGGGUAGGCAUCCAUAUCGGCCGGCGCACAUACACUUUAUUCUCACGGCACCGGGCUACAAACCCAUAGUAACCCAGAUCUUCGACCGCAACAGCAAGUACAUCGAUGACGACGCUGUGUUCGCGGUUAAAGAUUCCCUCAUUGUGGACUUCAAGCCGUAUCAAGCGGAUCCGAAAGCGGAUUUCGAACUACCGUAUGACUUUAGGAUGGCAACUUUUGAGGAUGCGAAGAAGCAUUCAAUUGUGGGCUCGAAUGAAGAUGGUGCCUAGGAGAUGGUGCCUAGGAGCUGGUGCUAAGUAUGGGUAAGGCUGCUUUCCGGAAUACUUAUAAGGUAGUUGUAAAAGCAAUGAAGGAAGGCUGUAAGGCAGACUUCAUUAGAGAGAUACUGCCUGAUCUCGCUAGCGAUCCAAUGAG
This is a messenger RNA of Lindgomyces ingoldianus, 1270 nucleotides long. Its product is annotated as aromatic compound dioxygenase. The record is from RefSeq and is a predicted model, not a curated record. NCBI's taxonomy places the organism in Eukaryota, Fungi, Ascomycota, Dothideomycetes, Pleosporales, Lindgomycetaceae. Bases 205 to 1125 code for a protein of 306 amino acids. The transcript is spliced from 3 exons. Gene Ontology annotation, molecular function: ferric iron binding; catechol 1,2-dioxygenase activity. Gene Ontology annotation, biological process: catechol-containing compound metabolic process.